Molecule: messenger RNA, 1036 nt
Organism: Dermacentor andersoni
Lineage: Eukaryota; Metazoa; Arthropoda; Arachnida; Ixodida; Ixodidae
Product: glycoprotein-N-acetylgalactosamine 3-beta-galactosyltransferase 1-B-like
Molecular function (GO): N-acetylgalactosaminide beta-1,3-galactosyltransferase activity
Source: RefSeq, a predicted model, not a curated record
AUGUUUUCGGCGGAGUCACACGUGUCUAGGCAAACAGUGGCGGCGCCGUUCAGCAGCACCUGUCUCGAGCUGCCAGAAGAAACACCGCAGUCCAGCACAGCCAUUUUCUGCGUGGUGCACAUGUUCGGCCACAUCCAGCACGACUUCGACCUGAUCGUCAACGCCAGCUGGGGACGCCACUGCGACCACUUGCUUUUCGUGAGCAACAACCUGGACCGGGCGCGCAUUGGGCUCACCAUGUACGUGGAAGAGCGCAGUCCGACGAAGGCCUGUCUCGCAGUGCUGCGCUACCUGCAGGAGCUGGAGGAUGACGCCGUCGACGAUGUCAACUGGUUCCUCUGGACAUCGGUCCACUCCUUCGUCAUCGUUGAGAACCUCAGGCACGUGGUGGAAGGCCUGGAUCCAUCCGAACCCUCGUACCUGGGCCCCUUGUGGAGUGGCGCGCGAAGCCUACGUCCGCUGAGGAACACCACUUUUGUGGUCAACCGAGCCGCCCUGAAUCGCAUUGCACGCACCAACUGCUCCUCCUUCCGGACGAUUGUGAGGUGCGUGAACAAGGCGGGCGUCAAGGUGGUGGACAGCCGGGACGAGCGCGGCUGCGAGCGCUUCUUCAAGGGCGGGCUGAGAGCUGACUACCUUCCCUUCCGGAACGCGUUCACGCCGACCCUGCCGGCGCAACAGCGCUGCCUGAGCACAACGUUCGUGUCGGUGCACGCGCAUGCGCACGAAGUGUUGUUGUUCGAGUACCUGACGCACGUGCUGGCUGCCUACGGCCAGCGAGCACGGCUCAACGUCACCGACGCGCGGUUGCCCUGGAACGCAUCCGCCAUGCCCGCGUGGUCUGACCAGGAGCUGCAACUCAUCCAGAGAUCGGCGAAGAAAGGGACCGCCCGCGUCGCCAACCACACGACGAAACGCCGAGUGAAAUUCCCGAAAUAGAGCUGAUAUUCAACAAUUGUGACCCAUCCUCGUUCCAAUAUAAUCAAUAAAGAAUCAACAGAACGGAAUCAAGUGGUACUGGGAAGCAAUUAUGACC